AACACUCUCCAAGACCAGAGAAGUUCAAACCAGGAGAGCAAAAAUGGCGCAAACACAUCAACUAUUUACAUUUUCAGCCACUAAUCUUCCAAUUAUACACCCAAACACCCCCUCAAGUUCAUUAAGAAUGCAGUUUUCUACUAUGAAGUCAGAAAUCGCAGUAAAAGAACACCCUUUUCCACCAAAUGCAAUGAGAAGAAAGAUAGAUACAAGUUGGAUGGGUGGAUUCAGUUUAGGUAUUGAUUUGGGUUUAUCAAGAACUGGUGUUGCUCUUAGCAAAGGCUUUUCAAUUAAACCCCUCAAGGUUUUGGAACUAAGAGGUCAAAAGCUUGAAAUGGGCCUGCUUGAAAUUGCUCAAAAACAAGAGGUAGAUGAGUUUAUCAUCGGCUUGCCCAUCUCUUCGGAUGGAAAAGAGACACCACAAUCCAAUAAAGUUCGGAGUGUAGCUGGUAGGAUUGCCAUUCGAGCUGCAGAGAGGGGUUGGAGAGUAUAUCUGCAGGACGAACAUGGAACAUCUACAGAUGCAAUGAACCGUAUGAUUAACCUGGGCCUCAGCAAAUCUGCUCGCAGAGAAAGUCUUGAUUCUUAUGCAGCUAUGAUGGUGCUGGAAAGGUAUUUCUCAGAAUCAGGGCAAGGAACCGAAAUAGUUUUGCCGAAGCAAUUGGACCUCCAAGAAAAGCUAAGAAAAGGUCCACCAUCCGACGAAUUUGACUUCUAAGAUGUAGUAGAGGUGGAAAAAUGGGUGGGUCAGGCAAUUGGGUAAUGGCAGAGGGGUUCUGGUCAAAACUGGUAUUUUUCUUUGUGCAGGCCAAAUUUGGUUUGGGUCAGUACAGGCCAACCCACGACCAUUAUUUUAUCCAUUUGGUAGAUUUUAUUUAGUGGUAACUUGCAAUAGAUGAAUCGGAUAACUACAUUGGUAUAAAAAAAGUUUAACCUCUUGCAAUAAAUCGGUUAACAAGGUUUUAUACAUUUAGGCCGCCUUGUGGGCCUUUCAUCUAAUUUGUGACCCGUUCCCUUUUCUGCUGAAUCUGUUAAGUUUACCCAUUUGACCGAUUGGAGUGGACACAACCUAAAUGAAACUUCUUUGGGAGAGUUUGGCUCAUUAACUUUUGAAACUUGGACGUGUUUCAUUGAGAAGAAGAGGAAUGGAAGUUAAUUGCAUUAGUUUGUAUACUUCUGCUUGGUUUGUAAAUAUGUAAUAAGUAUUGGAAUGUAAGUAUGAUAAAUGACAUUAUGUCAUUCAUUCAUUUUUCUUGAAAUUUCUUGUUUGUUCUUUAAACAUAUUUGAAAAAGAAUCUCAAUGCCUGUAUCACUCUAUUUUGUAAAUAUGUGUGGAAUUUGUGAGAUUUGUUUAAUUGCAUUUCAAAAACAAAAUUCCUGCAUAA
This is a messenger RNA of Erigeron canadensis, 1385 nucleotides long. RefSeq names its product putative pre-16S rRNA nuclease. The transcript has 6 exons. Gene Ontology annotation, biological process: rRNA 5'-end processing. NCBI's taxonomy places the organism in Eukaryota, Viridiplantae, Streptophyta, Magnoliopsida, Asterales, Asteraceae. Bases 44 to 718 code for a protein of 224 amino acids. The record is from RefSeq and is a predicted model, not a curated record.